AGGCUGGGGCACCUUUCUUUGCGGGCGCUGACGUUGCAAAGGCCUGGCUUGGCUGACAGAACCCUCUGCAUCUUCUCCGUGGCCUGCAUCUGGCCGCCCGCGCAUCAUCGGACUCCUUCAUACCCGUACACCUCUACAUACGCAUGAUAAGAGGGAGUGUUCCGCGGCGGGAAGAAGGAGACAGCUUCCACUACGCGGCCUGUGCUGACUUAGCAGGGCCUGAUUCAUCGACGUGAGACGUACACCCGUCCGUCUGCUGCCUAUACUUCUAGGUAUCUUCUGUCCACCUCCUCCUAUCCUUUCACCCACUCUUGCUUCUUCUCCCUCUCCCUUCCCUGUGAAGCCGCCCUGCCUCUCCCUCUCUAUCCCCUCCUCCCCGUCGGUGGACCGACGAGUUAGAUCAUGACACCUCGAGGUCUCGACGCAUAUGGAUCCUCGCUUUCGGUAAUCCAUAGUAUUGCGGCUUUUUGCUGCCGUUGACUCUAGAACUCCCUCCCUCUCUCCCCCUCCCAAACUACAUAGCAAUUCUCGUCGACUCUGCGUCGCAGCCCCAUAUUCUCUCUCGACCCUUCCGACUGCGUUCAAACGGCACCAUCAUGGUUGGACCCCCGAUCCCUCCGACUCUCGGCGCUCUCUUAGCACCCGGGACGCGUGCUGUCGCUCCACGACGCCCAGUGGCUCCUCCGAUGCGAGGCGCCGGGCUAUACUCGAGACAGGCAAUCCGACUGCAGUGCCGAUCGCACCACGGCUCCCUCAUAACUUCUCGACUCUCGCCCAGUGCCGGAUUGCAUCGCCGUCCUUUUACGUCCAGUACUCCGACGGCAGCGGGACUCGAGGGGGCUAAAGCCGCUCCCAAGAAGGAAUCCGACUCAGAUUCUACCGCGAGCACCGCGAGCACCGCGGGCACUCUAGAUGGAUCCCAUCCGCAAUCCCCCUCGCCCGCCACCGAAUCGUCGGGGUUCGAUUGGGAGGACCAGCCCAACUUUCAAAUAAAGAAAUUUACCGAACUGCCCUACACAAACUUCGGGGUGAACCAGCACAUGAUCAUAAACCAAGAAUUAAAGGAGGCUCUGCGUCAGCUGCUGUGGAGAUUUCGUGCUCCGAUUCGGUAUGCCUUCGCGUACGGUUCCGGCGUCUUCCCCCAAUCGACGGGCAGUACGGCAACCGAGGCCGAGGUAAAAGCCGUCCACCCAAGAGCGCCGCUAGCCGUCCAGAGGGCCCAGGAUGGCUCGCCCAAGAUGAUCGACUUCAUAUUUGGCGUGUCCCACACCCAGCAUUGGCAUUCGUUGAACCUCAUGCAGCAUCGCGACCACUAUUCCAUGCUCGGGUCCUUGGGGUCGGCGGCGGUGACGGCGGUGCAAGAUAAAUGGGGAGCCGGUGUUUAUUUCAACCCUUACGUCACCAUCGACGGCAUAUUAAUCAAGUAUGGUGUCGUCAACAUCAAUACUCUGUGCAGAGAUCUGGCCGAGUGGGACACCCUGUAUGUUGCCGGUCGUUUGCACAAGCCGGUGAAGAUCCUCCGAGACGAUCCCAGAGUUCGCCUCGCCAAUCAGAUCAACCUCCUCUCGGCCCUGCGAACGGCUCUCCUACUUCUUCCUCCGACCUUCACCGAACAAGAGCUAUAUGCGACGAUUGCCGGCAUAAGCUACUUAGGAGACCCGCGGAUGAGGUUUCCCACCGAGAAUCCCAAAAAGGUUUCCAAUAUCGUCAACCACAACAUGCUAAAUUUCCGACGGCUUUACGCGCCUCUUGUCGAGGCUCUCCCCAACGUGGUGUAUGAUGACCCGGCCUGUAGCGAUCCAGACUGGAUCGAAAACGCGGGUUCCGUCUUGAAGCUCCAGCAAGACAUGAAUCCCAUCAAACGUGGCAAUAUGGUGCGCCGUCUGCCCAAGGCCUUCCGCGCGAAGCUGUACUUCGAGUACCAGAAGAAAUUCCAGAUUCCUCAGCUCGAGUUCGACAAGAUGAUGGAGGAGAGCAAAAACGAGGACGCCAACUCGUUCAAGAGACAGCAGGGCGGCGGGUUCGAGCAGCGCAUCGCGCAAGACGCGCCCGAAUCCCUCCGGAGCCACGUCCGCGACGUCAUCAAGAAGACGAUCAACUGGCCGGGUACCACGCAAAGCAUCAAGAGCUUCUUCACGGCCGGCGUCCGCCGAAGCGUCCGCUACCUGAGCGAAAAGGUUUCCAAGUACCGGGAGGGCGGCGGCGCCGAGAGGGACGACGAGAAGUUCCCUUAAGCUUCGCCCUUUCGUGCAAACCCAGCCGGGACUGUCUGGCCACACGCGUUCAACAUCGCGCCGCCUUGAGCUACCAGGCCGAGCAAUGUCCGUUCGAGGCUAGAUGAUUCUCACCAUAAUUUGUGUAAUAAUUACGGUCUAUGCGAGCAGGCCCAUUUUCUUCCCAAAUUGGGGAGAAACAUGACUUAAUACAGAGGUAUGAGAAAGGACUGCGGUUCGAGGCCGUCGACGUGACAUGCGUCUCCGGAAUCCAGGUUAAGAUUUACGGUCAACGUCACGUCCCCUCAUAAUCCAAAAGGGGGAGGAGGGGAGGUUGGGUCAUAUUCAGCUUGGCCAGGUUAGAAGUCGGCGAGACGAGGACACGGCGAGCCUUCACCAGCUCGCACAUACAUGUUGAGGGAGGCAUAAACCUUGUAGCACUCCAUGCCAACCCCCCUAUUGCGCAGGUCGCUGGGCAAUUGCUCGCGGCGCAGUGGAUAUAGAUGUACGUACGUGUAUACAAUAUAGACGGCUACUACAGGUAGCGGCAGGAGUACCCGCCCAGAGGGAAAAAGGGGAGAUAAAAAAAGGCGAAACAGCAUGUUGAAUCUAAACUACCCAUU
This is a messenger RNA of Durotheca rogersii, 2836 nucleotides long. RefSeq names its product mitochondrial matrix Mmp37. Lineage: Eukaryota; Fungi; Ascomycota; Sordariomycetes; Xylariales; Xylariaceae. The transcript has a single exon. Gene Ontology annotation, cellular component: mitochondrion. Gene Ontology annotation, molecular function: phosphatidate cytidylyltransferase activity. Gene Ontology annotation, biological process: cardiolipin biosynthetic process; CDP-diacylglycerol biosynthetic process. Bases 597 to 2234 code for a protein of 545 amino acids. The record is from RefSeq and is a predicted model, not a curated record.